CGGGCAUGCCCUUUCCCCCGAGCGGGCCAGCUGCGUGGCGCCCCGAUCAGCCGCAGCGGCUGUGGGCCUGGAGCUCUGAGCCUGGGGACGCCAGGGCCAGGGGUCAGCCUCUCCCUAAAGGUUCCGGGCGCAGCGAGGCCGAGACGCGGGAGUGCAUCUACUACAACGCCAACUGGGAGCUGGAGCGCACCAACCAGAGCGGCCUGGAGCGCUGCGAGGGCGAGCAGGACAAGAGGCUGCACUGCUACGCCUCCUGGCGCAACAGCUCGGGCACCAUCGAGCUCGUCAAGAAGGGCUGCUGGCUGGACGACUUCAACUGCUACGACAGGCAGGAGUGUGUGGCCACCGAGGAGAACCCCCAGGUGUACUUCUGCUGCUGUGAAGGCAACUUCUGCAACGAGCGCUUCACCCACCUGCCCGAGGCUGGGGGCCCGGAAGUCACGUACGAGCCACCCCCGACAGCCCCCACCCUGCUCACGGUGCUGGCCUACUCCCUGCUGCCCAUCGGGGGCCUCUCCCUCGUCGUCCUGCUGGCCUUCUGGAUGUACCGGCAUCGCAAAGCCCCCUACGGCCACGUGGACAUCCAUGAGGACCCUGGACCUCCACCCCCAUCCCCUCUGGUGGGCCUCAAGCCCCUGCAGCUGCUGGAGAUCAAGGCUCGGGGGCGCUUUGGCUGUGUGUGGAAGGCACAGCUCAUGAACGACUUCGUGGCUGUCAAGAUCUUCCCACUCCAGGACAAGCAGUCGUGGCAGAGCGAGCGGGAGAUCUUCAGCACGCCUGGCAUGAAGCACGAGAACCUGCUGCAGUUCAUCGCCGCCGAGAAGCGCGGCUCCAACCUGGAGGUGGAGCUGUGGCUCAUCACGGCCUUCCACGACAAGGGCUCCCUCACGGAUUACCUCAAGGGGAACGUCAUCACGUGGAACGAACUGUGUCACGUGGCAGAGACCAUGUCCAGAGGCCUGUCGUACCUCCACGAGGACGUGCCCUGGUGCCGUGGAGAGGGCCACAAGCCGUCUAUCGCCCACAGGGACUUUAAAAGCAAGAAUGUCCUGCUGAAGAGCGACCUCACGGCCGUGCUGGCUGACUUCGGCCUGGCCGUUCGGUUUGAGCCGGGGAAACCUCCCGGGGACACCCAUGGGCAGGUAACGGACUCGGGGUGUGAGAGGGGGUGGUAUUGCCCUUGUGGUGCUCAGCUGGCAAGGCGCAGGAGCCCGGGUGGCUGCGUGAGCCCAGAGCGCCCCCAGACCCCCGAGAACAGGGCUCAUGCACCGCCAGGGAGAGCAUGGCCUGGGCGGCGGCGAGGGAGCCGGGCCUGGCAGCUGAGACGCGCCGAGGAUUCCUGGUGGGGGUUUUGGCCACUUGUCCUUGUCGCCUCGGUUUUACUCUCUCUUUUUCUUUUUAAACCGGUGGACGAGUACAUGCUGCCCUUUGAGGAAGAGAUCGGCCAGCACCCCUCGCUGGAGGAGCUGCAGGAGGUGGUCGUGCACAAGAAGAUGCGGCCCGCCAUUAAGGAUCACUGGCUGAAGCAUCCGGGCCUGGCCCAGCUCUGUGUGACCAUCGAGGAGUGCUGGGACCACGACGCGGAGGCUCGGCUGUCCGCGGGCUGCGUGGAGGAGCGGGUGUCCCUGAUCCGGAGGUCGGUCAAUGGCACUACCUCGGACUGUCUGGUCUCCCUGGUGACCUCCGUCACCAACGUGGACCUGCCCCCGAAGGAGUCGAGCAUCUAAGCCCAGGACCCGAGAGGCUCUCCAGACUCGAUGGAUCUGAAGAGGAAAGGAAAGGCGUGUUUUGUUCCGGAAGUCCCACACCACCAACAAACACAUAAAAUGCAGCUGCUAUUUUACCUUGA
Messenger RNA from Myotis lucifugus (little brown bat), 1849 nucleotides. RefSeq names its product activin A receptor type 2B (gene ACVR2B). Gene Ontology annotation, molecular function: ATP binding; activin binding; activin receptor activity. Bases 6 to 1727 code for a protein of 573 amino acids. Gene Ontology annotation, cellular component: plasma membrane; activin receptor complex. The transcript has 10 exons. The record is from RefSeq and is a predicted model, not a curated record. NCBI's taxonomy places the organism in Eukaryota, Metazoa, Chordata, Mammalia, Chiroptera, Vespertilionidae. Gene Ontology annotation, biological process: activin receptor signaling pathway; protein phosphorylation; cellular response to growth factor stimulus.